This is a messenger RNA of Hibiscus syriacus, 1009 nucleotides long. Its product is annotated as probable carbohydrate esterase At4g34215. The coding region runs from base 33 to 932 and encodes 299 amino acids. The transcript has 2 exons. NCBI's taxonomy places the organism in Eukaryota, Viridiplantae, Streptophyta, Magnoliopsida, Malvales, Malvaceae. The record is from RefSeq and is a predicted model, not a curated record.
CCCUUUUGCCAGACUACGCCGCAAAGCCUCUGAUGCUUUCCUUCAUUGCUUUGGCUCUUCUGGCUCACGCCUUACACAUCCAAUGCCAAAAUCUACUUCAUCAUAAAUUAAACGUGAUUAUCCUGGCCGGACAAAGCAACAUGGCCGGCCGUGGCGGUGUGGCCAAUGUCUCUUCCACCGGCACUCCGACAUGGGACGGUGUCGUUCCUCCACAAUGCCAACCUAACCCUUCAAUCUUCAGGCUGAGUGCGGACAUGGCAUGGGUUCCAGCAAGUGAGCCAAUCCAUGCUGACAUUGAUGCCAGGAAGACAGACGGGAUUGGACCCGGAAUGUCUUUCGCUAAUGCGGUACUGACCAAGGACCCCAAUUUUGGGCCGGUAGGAUUGGUGCCAUGUGCCGUUGGAGGGACUAACAUAAACGAAUGGCAGAAAGGGGAGUUUCUUUAUGAGCAGCUGGUGAAGAGGGCUCAGAUGGCGCAGCAGAGUGGAGGAGUUUACAGAGCAAUGCUUUGGUAUCAAGGCGAGGCUGAUACAGUCAAUGAAGAAGAUGCUGAAUUGUAUGAAGGUAGGUUGAAGACAUUUUUCGAAGAUUUACGUUCUGAUCUGCACGCACCUAUGCUCCCAAUAUUCCAGGUGGUUCUCGCAUCAGGACAGGGACCAUAUAUUGAGGAAGUGAGAGAGGCCCAGUUAAAUAUAGGCCUCCAAAAUGUGAAAUGCGUGGACGCUAAGGCACUACCCCUUGAAUCAGAUAAGCUACAUCUUACCACUCAGUCCCAGGUGAGACUCGGGGAGAUGUUGGCAGAUGCAUACCUUCGGUUCAUGCCCAGGUCUUUAACAAGUAACAAUGCUCCCGCCAACUUUUCUAGCUUUGUUCCUCCAUUUUUAAUAAUUGCUCAACUUUUUAGAUGUCUCUGGAUGAUCCUCACCUUCUGAUAGCAUUAUAUAUAAGUUCAAAUUUGCUCAACUUUGUUUCUAUGUAUUCAUACUUACUAACACAGGAUAAGAAUAAA